Linderina pennispora is the source of this 354-nucleotide messenger RNA. RefSeq lists its product as uncharacterized. NCBI's taxonomy places the organism in Eukaryota, Fungi, Kickxellomycota, Kickxellomycetes, Kickxellales, Kickxellaceae. Gene Ontology annotation, cellular component: mitochondrion. The record is from RefSeq and is a predicted model, not a curated record. Bases 1 to 354 code for a protein of 117 amino acids. Gene Ontology annotation, molecular function: thiosulfate-cyanide sulfurtransferase activity. The transcript has 2 exons.
AUGUCGUCUGCUGCCCAGCCCCUCUCCUUCGAACAGAUCCGCGAUAUCGCCGAGUCCGUCUCUCCUGAUGCCUCAAAGUAUGUGAUCAUCGAUGUGCGCAACCCGGGCGAGUUCGCCGCUGGCCAUAUCAAGACUGCGCAUAACGUGCCUGUCUCCGAGAUCAAGGAGGCCAUUGCCCUGCCUCCCGCCGACUUCCAGGCCAAGUAUGGCUUCGAUAUGCCCAAGCCCAACGAUCCGGAGCGCAAUGUCGGCGGUCGUGCCCGGAUGGCUGUCAGCGCACUGGCCGAUGCCAAGUACACUGGCAACCUGUACGCCUACUUCCCUGGCUGGGCCGAGUACUCGUCUAAAAUCUAA